Messenger RNA from Colletotrichum acutatum, 681 nucleotides. RefSeq lists its product as uncharacterized. The transcript has a single exon. Lineage: Eukaryota; Fungi; Ascomycota; Sordariomycetes; Glomerellales; Glomerellaceae. Bases 113 to 559 code for a protein of 148 amino acids. The record is from RefSeq and is a predicted model, not a curated record.
AACUCAUAGCUGUCGCGGCGCCAGCAACGUCCCCUUUCCUGAUAUCUCGGCAAGUACCAGUAGAAUCGGUUCGCCAUCGUAGUGAACUUGUUAGGAUUUGCUAUCAUCUACUAUGGGCUGUCGGCUAUGUCUAGCCGUGUUCCUUCACGUACCUACUCCCUCCAUCCCAUGGUCCGAUAGCACGCCCACUAGCCAGACCAAAAUAUGGCAUUGCCGCCAUUGUUGCCCAAUAUCAGACCGUCUGUUGACUGUCCCAAAGCUGAAAUCGUCACAACCUGCCGACUUGCCCAGAACGCCGCCUCCCACCCGGCCUACUUUUGAGCAGGCGGUCGAGGUCCCGGAAGAGCAAUGUCGUAGGCCUUGCCAUCCAGCUCAUGACUUGCGCGGCCGUAUUCCCCUCGUUAUCGUCGCCAGUGUAGGCGAAGCACACAAACACCCAAUACGCAUUAACUCCAUCCCCAAUACUGUACAUAAAUCGCGAGUUCCGUAUACUGUGCUUUACAAUUCUUUUGUUCGACUGUGGCGCUGCUACCGUCAUCUCGGAUCGCGAUUAGAUUAACACCCCUGUGGUGGCUCGGGUAUAUCGAUCGCUGGGAGAUCUGCGUGAGCCACCACAGUCGUAGCUUUCCUGUUCCUGUACCGGUGCCGCACCAACCGAAUGUAGAUGCCAGAAUCGGCUCG